AUGCCACAGUCCUUCUCCGUCUAUUCCUUUAUUCUCUGCCUCGUUCUCUCCAUUGCACGCCCUACUCAUGCCCUAAAUGGGGCCCCCGAGGCUCCUGCGGAUGCCGCGCCAUUUGCUGUCGCUCUGUAUAGGUCCGACGGCAACUUCCAGAGAUGCGGUGGCGUGCUGAUCAGCCCCUAUUCGGUCGUCACGGCAGACUCGUGCAUCCAAAAUCAAUCUCCAGAAACUCUGCUGGCCCAUGUUGGCAGCAAUAACCGCACCACCAGCGAUGGAAUGCGAAGCCUGACCGCCAUCACCCAGCAUCCUGACUAUGACAUCGACACCCGGGACUCUGACCUGGCGAUUCUGACUCUGAGUGAGCCAGCCUACGACGUCACAUUUGCUGUUAUCAACGAUUUCUCCACCAGCAUCGGUGCCAAUCUGACCGUGUACGGCUGGGGAUUCACAAACUACUCCAUUGGAAAAUAUCCCUUGUCACCUGUAUCCGUAAUCCAUACAUUAUGUAUGCCAAAGAGCGGUAACACAGCUGAAAAGAACCUGGAUGGUAGCUGA
This is a messenger RNA of Aspergillus novofumigatus IBT 16806, 552 nucleotides long. RefSeq names its product trypsin-like serine protease. Gene Ontology annotation, biological process: proteolysis. The record is from RefSeq and is a predicted model, not a curated record. The transcript has a single exon. Gene Ontology annotation, molecular function: serine-type endopeptidase activity. Bases 1 to 552 code for a protein of 183 amino acids. NCBI's taxonomy places the organism in Eukaryota, Fungi, Ascomycota, Eurotiomycetes, Eurotiales, Aspergillaceae.